This is a messenger RNA of Brienomyrus brachyistius, 5425 nucleotides long. RefSeq names its product cilia- and flagella-associated protein 44. NCBI's taxonomy places the organism in Eukaryota, Metazoa, Chordata, Actinopteri, Osteoglossiformes, Mormyridae. The transcript has 33 exons. The record is from RefSeq and is a predicted model, not a curated record. The coding region runs from base 109 to 5331 and encodes 1740 amino acids. Gene Ontology annotation, molecular function: protein binding.
UUACGCCACUACAUUUACCAUAAUGCUCUGCGCUGAUACGUUCACUGUACGUCUGUGCGUGUGCCACUGUGCUUGUUGGCGGUUGCUGAGCAACCAGAAGCAACGAAGAUGGUCUGGUUGGAGGGUCAGUCAAAACAAGUUGUCCUAGAAGCCACAGACAGUCUGCAGAUGAACCAGGAAACUGGAGCUGACCUGGAAGAUCAGGCAGUGCCCUUGGGGUCCGUCACGCUGGGCAGCGCUGUGCGAGCAGGACAGCCAGGGAUGGGGUGCCCUCUGGAGCACGCGUACUACGAUCACGAGCAGCUAUCGCGAGGCCCCGAAGUCAGCCCAGAGGCCAACAUCCCCACCAACCUCCUCAGCCUGGAUCACUCGUUCGGGUAUGACUGUCGGCGUCGGGCCAACCUGCAGCUGCUGGAGGAGUCCACACUGACCUUCAUCGCCGGGAACUUCCUUGUCUUCCUGGAUGUGUGCACCAGGAAGCAGCGCUACAUCAGCAGCUGCAGUGGAGAGGGCAUUGGCGCCAUCAUGGUAGACCCCAGUAGGUGCUUGCUGGCUGUGGCAGAGAAGGGCAACCAGCCCGACAUCGUUGUGUACGAGUUCCCCUCCCUGCAGCCGCUUCGCGUCCUGAGAGGGGGCACUGCCUGGGUUUACACCGCUUUGGCCUUUGACCACGAGGGCAUUCUGCUGGCGAGUGUGGGAGGUGCCCCCGACUACAUGCUGACGCUGUGGGUGUGGCGUGAGGAGCGGGUGCUGCUGCGUUGCAAGGCCGCUUCCCAGGAUGUCUAUCGUAUCUCCUUCUCCUCCGACAGCCCAGCUCAGCUUACCACCUCUGGGGCCGGACACAUCAAGUUCUGGAAGAUGGCCAGUACCUUCACAGGCCUGAAGUUGCAGGGGCUGCUGGGAAGGUUUGGGAGGACGACACCCACAGACAUCGAGGGCUACGUGGAGUUUCCGGACGGAAAGGUGCUGUCGGGCUCGGAGUGGGGCAACAUGUUGCUGUGGGAGGGCGCUCUGAUCAAGGUGGAGAUCUGCCGUAGGAGUGGCCGGCGCUGUCACAACGGCGCCAUCUGCCAGUUUGUCCUGGAUGAGGGUGAGAUUCUGACUGUCGGCACUGACGGUGCCAUCAGGGCCUGGCACUUUGAAAGCGUGGAUGGUGCAGACGCCACCGACGGCAGCAACCUCUUCGAGCUGGAGCCCAUGAAUGAGGUGCUGGUUGGCCGUGGUGUGUGCCUGGUCUCCAUGGUGAAGGGGACCGCCCCAGGAUCCUCCAUCUGGUUCGCCCAGGAUUCUGGUGGGGCUGUCUGGAAGCUGGACCUCUCUUUCUCCAACAUGACCCGGGACCCAGAAGCGAUUUUCACCUUCCACUCCGGACCCAUCGUCAGUAUGGACGUGUCCAGAACCAGCCACCUUAUGGCCACCAGCGCACUGGACCGCUCUGUCAGGGUUUUUGACUUGCUGGCUCAGAGGGAGUUGAUCUGCAGCCGGUUCAGACAGAAUGCAACUACAGUCACCUGGGAGCCCCGUGGGGGGCGGCUCAUGGCUGUGGGCUUUGAGGAUGGCCUCCUGCGCCUCCUGGAGUUCCUCUUGCCCCCAGUUGAGGGAGCCUAUGCCCCUGAUGGUGCUCAGCUGCAGCUCCGGCAGGCGGUAAAGCCCCACGGGGGACCUGUAAGCGCCAUCGCUUUCCAUUCCAGCGGGAGGCUGCUGGCCACGGGUAGCAAAGAUGGGACUGUGUUUUUCUUCAUGGAGGGCGACCCAUAUGAAGCUAUCGGGUUAAUCAGGGUCCCUGGGCCAGUGUGCUCCCUGCAGUGGGCUCCACCAUCACACGGCAGGAACGCCUUGCUUAUCCUGUGUGAGAAUGGCCAUGUGGUGGAGGUGGAGGCCCCGGAGCCGGGCAGCCAGGCCCCCAGACACCAGAGCUAUGAGCUUGAGGACCUGCCGCGGAUGCAUUUCCAUUUCCACUCCAUCAAAUCCCGCAUCAGGCGGGAUGAGGAGAUUACCAGGAGGACGGCUGACAGGCAGAAGAGUAGAGAGGAGGAGGAGCAGCGGCUGAUGGAGUCCCUGGAGGAGACGGAACUUUGGGGUGAAGAGGAGGAUCUGCCUCCUCUGUACAUCCCCGACGCCCCCAGCCCCCUGCUGUGCGGCUUCUAUUCUGAACCUGGAUCAUUCUGGCUGUCUAUGGGUGGCUUUGAUGCCGGCUUCCUGUACCACUGCCGCUUUUCCGGUCAGCCGGAGCAGGGGGCCGAGCAGCAGCAUGACGAGCCCUUUGCUGUAGUCCCGCUGGGACAUGGGGAGAAUGACACUGUGCAGUGCGUCAGCAUCAGCUGCGGCGGUCAGCUGCUCCUGUGUGGCAUGCAGACGGGUUGUCUCCGGGCAUACCCCCUACAGACAGAAGACCCGCACCUCUGCUCCCUCCGGGCCUCCUGGGUCCUUGGCGUCCAUGACAGCCAGAACGGGGCCAUGCGUGCCGUGCGCUUUAGCCAUGAUGACCGUUUUGUGCUCACUGCCGGCGACGACGGCAACAUCUUCUCCUUCAGCCUGCUGGCCCCGUGGGGGGGUCAUGGCGCCCCGCAUGGCCAGGUGUCAGCCUCACCCCCCCCACCUCUGCACAGACAGACAGUGGCCCAGGACAUAGAGGACCCCCAUGCCUACAGCCUUGAGAUGGCCAGGCAGCGCACUGAGCUGGAGCACCUUGCGCAGGAGGCCGAGCACAGGAAAGCAGAGCUGCGCAGAGAGCUGGUCGAGCUGCAGAAGCGCUUCCGGGAGCUGCAGUGGAGGAGCCGGGAGCUGCCCAGACACACGGAGCGGACACUGGACCAGCGCUUUCAGGAGGAGGUGAAGCAGAUGACGGCCCAGCGGGUCGCCGAAACCCAGAGGAAACUGGCUUGGGAAAGGGAGUGGUACCGGCUCAGCCUAAAGAAGCUUCAGGAUAGGUUUGGGGAUCCGCUGGAGUCGGACACCAUCACUGUGGUGGCUUUUCAAAGUCCCCAUCGGGUCUCCACCUAUCGCAUACUGACACCCUCACCGGAGCAGCAGAUCCAUGGUACCGGCACUGGGCCAGAGAAGCAGCUCCCUGGGACAGAAACAGAACCAGGGGGCAUGGCGGCACCGGUCCAGGCAGCCUUGGUUGCAGAGACUUUGCCCAAGCAUGGUGGCCUUCAGCCCCAGCAGACUGGGAGAGGCAGGCUGGCUGCCCGACAGGCCCAGAAGCUGCAGAAAGCUUCUGAAAAGGUCAACAGGGCAAAAGCCAAGAUCGAGCAGCGGAGGAAGGAGUGGGCCGACCUUCUGGCCAGCAAGCCCAGCGAGGCCGCAGAGGAUCCCCAGGAUGUGCAGGCCAUCCAGCACGCUCAGGAGAACAUGGGGGACUUCAAACUGAAGACCGCUGACGACUUCAGAGUCCCAGAACACCGGAGAAUGAGCACAGAGAGAAAGAGAGCACAGCUGGUGACACUGGAGGAGGAGAUUCACCGGAGAAAGACCCAGAUGAACAGUCAGGUUGUUGGGCUGCGUGACUCCAAGCUGCAGCUGCUGUCCCAGCUGCGCACUCAGAUGCAGCAGCUGCAGGCAGUGAAGGCGCAGCUGCCUCCCGCCCUCUGUAUUGCCCUUCCCACUAUCCUGGGCCCACUGCCUGAGGAGACCCGCAAGCAAAAGCUGCAGCCCAGCCCAGCCACAUUGCUGCACCUGCAGAGCCUGCGUGCAAGGAGAACUCCACUUGGUGGGGAGAGGGAGGAGCUUGGCCUACUAGAGCUGUUGGAGCAUGCUGGUGGGGAGCAGGCAGAGCACGACAACAUGCCCAUCAGUGACUGCCCCCCUUGUCAGUCCAUCCAGCUGGAAGGUCACGCCUUCACAGAGCUGGAGGAGGAGAUGAGGCGUGUGGAGGAGAUUAAGCUGCUUCACCUGCAGGACAGCCUGCUGGCCCAGAUGUUACAAGACAUGUCAGACUUUGACACCCAGCUGAAGCUCCUUCGUCAUGACAAGCUGAAGUUGGAUGUGAAGCUGAAGUUGUGGGACCUGCGGCACAUCACACUGUACCAAGAGCUGCUUCUGCUCAGGGACUUUGAGACAAGAGAAGACAGGCUGCAGGAGGCGCUGUGCCGGCGUCAGGAGGAGUGGUGGCUGCUCGCGUCCAAGUUGGAGGAGACCAGACAGCAGCUGCAGGUUAAGCAGCAGGACGUGACCCAUUUGCAGGAGCAGGAGAAGGUUCUCAAUGCCACCUUUCAGGCGCUCUUAGGGCCAAACAACAAGUGGGGCCCCUUCCUCACCAAGGUCUUCAGGAAGAAGAUGAAGCGGGUGAAGAAGAAGGAGAAGCCUGGGGAGAUAGAGGAGCAAUGGGACAGUGCUGAAGAGUCGGAGGGAGAGUCGGACUGGGAUGAGGAUGAAGACUCUGAGAGUGGCAGUGUAGAUGAUACCACGUGCCCCCCCAACUGUGACCUGGAUCUUUUUGAGGGCACAAUCCAGCUACGUGAAAGCCGCCUGGAGCUGGAGGAAUUGCUGGCAGAAGAGAGAAAGAACGCAGAGUUCCUCAGGAAGGAGUGUGACUCCCUGGCCAAGAAGGAGGGAGUUGUUCAGAGUAGCCUCAGGGCAGUAGAGGGCGACAUAGAGCUGCUUAACCGAGAGAAACAGCAGAAAGUGAACCAGUUAGACGUAGUGGUUCCUCUCAGACUGAAUCAGAUCGAGUUCCUCCAUAACGGAUUGAUUCCUACCAAACUCACUCAAGCACUGGUUCUGAACACGUCCGCUCUGGCAGGCCUUCAGGAGCGAAUUGUCCAGCUGCAGGUAGAGCAGAGGCAGCAGAAGGCACUUUACCGAAAGGCCCGGAAGCAACACGUGCAGCUGAAUCACGACUGCAAACAAAUGGAGGCCAGGAUCCAAGAGCUGCAGCUCCAGUGCGAGCAGCUGAUGCUGAAGAAGUUCGGCCGUCCAGUGGACCUGGAGGCACUGCUGACGCUCUGUGGGAGCAGGAUCCUGGAGGAGAUGUGGCAGGAGCGGAGCACCAACGGGGCAGCCAGCGCCCAGGAGAUGCAGCUGUGGCAGGAGGAGGUGGCAAGGUGCAAGCGGGCUGUGAUGGAGGUGACAAGGCAGCACACAGAGGCUCUAUGGGCUAUGAGCAACCUGCUGGCUCAGAAGAAGGAGCUGGAAAACAGGCUGGACACGAGGCAGGGCAAGAUGGGAGCUCAGUUCCAGACGUUGGAGCGGGUGGUGGACAGGGACAUAUCGGGGAUCCAGCAGCUGCUGCAGCGUCAAGCGUGUGAGAUACAAGUCCUGCAAGUUGAGAUCGGUGCUCUGCUACGCAAGGGAGGCCACCCCCCCUUGCCCCCCACCACCCCUCUCUGAUGGGCAAAAUGUGCACCUACACGCCUGUGUAACACAGCUAUCAAACUCGUACAUGUGACAUAUGUAGCUGAGAAAUAAACAUGCUUUUGUCUUA